UAGGAUAAAUUGAUAAUUUUUUUAGUCUAAAGUUAAAUAUGGUAGAAACUAUUAAUAAUUAAUUUAGUUAUUUUUACUUUUCUACUAUUGGUGGCUUGUACCUAAUUAUUCCAGUUAACAUUUAAUAGAUCAAUGCAAAUUAUUUAAUUAAUUUAGCAUUACUGCCUUGCUAGUACACAAAUUAAUUGACGAUAUUGAAUUAUAAUUCCCACUUGGAAAGCUGAAAAUGAAAGAACUUAAUGCAAUAAAUUUAACAAUGCUAAUAAGGAGACAUCCACAGUUUUAUCUCUUUUAUUAUAUUUAGGAAACACAAUACAAAAAUGAGUUAUUUUAUAUGGUUUGAAAAAGCCUAAUAAGAAAGCAAGUAUUUCCCUCAUGUGAUAUGUUCGCUCUAUUAGUAUUCGGACUUACAAUUUUUAAUUUCAUUGUUCUAGACCCAUAAGCAAAAUUCAAUUCAUAAAUUUUAUAUCGUUUUAAAUUCAUAAUCAAAACCCAACAAUUCACAAUAAUAAUUAGUCAUAUACACGAUGGGGGGCCGUAGACCCCUAUAAUUUUGAGGCCCUGUGUCGGAGGCCUGCCGACACAGUGGACACACCCUCGGGACUGGCCCUCGUAUUGAUUAGUUCAUUUUCCCUCCUCAAUAUUAAUCCUUUUUUAUCAUUCAUGUUUGUUACUAGUAUGUACACAACUUACCGUGAAAAUCAGGGUAAAUACUAAUUGUUUACCAAGUUUGCACUUAGAUCUCUUGGAAGCCAGAUUUAAUAUUGAUAUCUGAAAUUGUGAAUUCAUCAAACCAAGUCGUUGUUAACAUUUUUUUUUUAUGUUUCUUCUGUUAAUUUUUAUUGUUAUGUUGCUUCCAUAGUAACCUUUAAUAAGUGCAGAGAAGCUGAUCACGUUAACAAUAUAACCUAAAAAUCAGUGAAAAAUGAGAACACUAACAUAGUGACAUACUGACAUUGCUACUAUGAUUUAUUUAUAGCAUGACAAAUUAAUAUGCAUCUGUUUUCAGAAAUACUAAAGUUUAGUGUACGAUUUGUACCUAUAAACAAGUUCGGUGACCAAAUUGAGAUAUCCGCUCUCAAUACUGACAAUACAUCAUCAAGAACCGUGCCGUACCGGAGCUAGAACCUUCCGCUGUACCAGCUCCGAGCUCUCUCCUCUAAUUCCGUUUCUUUUAGUCGUCGAGAAGAGAAGAGAGAAAUAUUUGUGCCUUCAAACUGGGAAUCUGGGAUUCGGGCUCAUCAAUACCAGCCACUCGCCGUCCGGAUUAGGGUUUUGGUUCCUUCGCCGGGAAUUCUGAUUCCUUCGCUUUUGAAAGGUAUCGCCUCGUCUCCCUGUUAUCGUCAUUUCUGAAUUAUCAUUCCCUUUGCCGCUCCCGUGAGCCCAUUGCUCUAUCCAGUGAUAGAGCUUGGUGCUUUCGUCGCCGUCGUUUCUUCGAGAUUGUUGUUCUGUUUAGCGGAUUAGCUGUCGGCACUAUUCGGGUGAUAUCUUGCAAGUUACUUUUGCGGAACUUGUGAUAGUCUGUUCGUUCCUCUUCUGGAUCAACCUAGCUCCGGUUAGUUGCUUUGAGAUUAGGCGAAGAAAUUCAGUCGCUGCCUUCCUUAGCUUUGAGUCACGUUUUGUUUAUUGUAGAAUUGUGUAUUGUGAUUGUUGAAGUGAAUAGAGGUUAGGUUAUCGGUUAGUUUCCUGAUUGGAAUCGGUCUGUGUUUUCCUUGUACAAAAUGGAGGAUCAUUGAGUUCUCUACUCAUUUGCUGCUGCGUGUUGCUAUUUCAUUGAACCAGUCAUCUGAAUAUGCAAGGAGGAAGGGGAGGCGGGGAUCCCUUUUUUGGUUUCGGUGGUGAUCCAUUUGCUGGUUUUGGGGGAUUUGGAGGGCGGAGGAGCAUGUUGUCUGGCAUUUUCGAGGGGAGGAACCCAUUUAACGAUCCUUUCUUUACUCGUCCAUUUGGAGGAAUGUUCGAGCCCAGUUUCUUUGGUCCCAAUGCAAAUCCUUUCGUGCCUAUGCAUCCACCUGCAUAUAUCGAGCAUCAAGCUCCAGUACCCAACAGAUCACAGGGGCCAAUCAUUGAGGAACUAGAGUCUGAUGAUGAGAAGCAGGAUGCUGAUAAGGAGAGGAAAGAGAAUUCCAGAAAGCAUGGUAGGUCUGGUAAAGGGCCAUAUGUUGAGGAAGUGGAUGAAGAAUAUGAAGGGAGGCACCGCAAGAUGUUGAUGGCUGGAAAUAGGCAUAACAAUUUCAGUAGAGUGCAGUCUAAGCCUCCUCAAAGUCAGAGCUUUGUGUUUCAAAGUUCAAGUGUCUCAUACGGUGGUGCUGGUGGAACUUAUUACACUUCAUCCAAGACAAGGAGAACGGGAAGUGACGGGGUAACAUAUGAAGAAAGCAAAGAAGCUGAUAGUUCUACAGGCAAAGCAUCUCACAGGAUUUCAAGGGGGCUACACAACAAGGGUCAUACCGUAGCACGGAAGCUUAACUCAGAUGGGAAUGUGGAUUCACAGCAGAUCCUGCAUAAUCUUGAGCAAGAUGAACUUCCUAAUUUUGAACAAGCUUGGAAUGGUAGUGCUGGACCUCAUUUGCCUGGCUGGGGAAGAAACUUCAAUGGUAGUGAGAAUAUGAGGGCUGUUGGCAGUAGUCAGAAUAAUCCACAGGUAGGUCAUGGAGGGUGGGCACUUCCUUCGACAGAACGUCCGAAUCCGAUUGGCCGGUCGGUUGUAAGCCACCCGGCAGAGGGGAGUGGAUCUUCACGGCGACAGGUCUCAGGAAUGGCGAAUCGUGCAGCUGCCAGAGACAAGCAUCACCAUUCUUCUGGACGGGGAGGAAGAGAUUAGGCUGCUUGAAGAGACAAUAGCAUCCGUUCUGCUGCUGCUUAAACUUGUAUGCAAUCUUAAGUAGAUAGUCCACUCUAGUCUAUAUAUACAAAAUAGAUGUGUUCCACAUAUGGAUGCGUGUUCGAGGUAUGCUGAAACUAGCCAGGCAACUGCUAGAACUUGAAUCGUGCCCCUACUUGCUGGCUACGGCUUAUGAUCUCUGUAUCAAAGGCCUUAAAGGGAAAUGGAGCUACUCCAUCUGAAUGGAGUCAUUACAGAAGGGUUGUAUUUCGAUGUAGCAUGUAAAUAGCUGUAUGUUUCAAAGAACAAUGAGAAAAGAAUGGAGUUACUAGUAUCCAAUCUUGCAUUAAAUGUUUUAAAAGAAGUCCUAUGAAUCUUCUUAAUUUGAUUCAAGCUCGGGAAACUAUCUAGUCUCCGAAUUGUGGUCAUCAGAUAACCAAAAUAGAUCUGCCGUUUGUUCUGCAAAUGAUCCAUCAUCUUCUUUUGUAGCCAGUUUCCAUUGUUCCCACACGCAUGCUGCGUAUAUGAAACACAGACGUCCAAGAAACACUCUAAACCAGAAGAAGAUUUCCUGGAGAUGGCUGAAAGUUCAUUACUCAUCAUCUCCAGCAACAGUAUUAUGACAAUGCAGAAAAUAACAGAAAAAGUAGUUCAAAACAUUGCACAUGGCCCUGUGGGGGGUUUCUAAAUAGAUGCCAGUAACUACA
Molecule: messenger RNA, 3528 nt
Organism: Linum trigynum
Lineage: Eukaryota; Viridiplantae; Streptophyta; Magnoliopsida; Malpighiales; Linaceae
Source: the annotation of a GenBank genome assembly